Molecule: messenger RNA, 1101 nt
Organism: Fusarium pseudograminearum CS3096
Lineage: Eukaryota; Fungi; Ascomycota; Sordariomycetes; Hypocreales; Nectriaceae
Exons: 2
Coding region: 1-1101 (366 amino acids)
Molecular function (GO): protein binding
Source: RefSeq, a predicted model, not a curated record
AUGUCACUCAUGUCUCGGCACGUAAACACUGGCAUCAUGCGCCAAAUGUUACGUGCCAUCUCUUCAACACCAGCUGUAACCACUACUGCUAUACACACUACCAACAGCUCAACAACAACAUCAAUCAAUUCCAAUUCGUUUCAAUCUCGCUCAUAUGCUGUUUCAAAAGGACCAAGGGCUCCGCUGCGAAAACCUCCACGAGCACCUCAACAAACACAAAGACUCGUCCCUUCCCAAUCCCAGCCCUACCCAGACAUCAAUAUUAAUGCGAUAUCAACUAUUAACCAAAUCCUCACCCCCGACGUCUUCGAGAAAGGCAUACAACAAUGGGGCAACCCAUUCAACACACUGACUCCAGAAGAAUACUACAAGUACGCAAUGAGUUAUCUCGAAGCUGUUGUUAAAGGAGAUUCACCUAAUAGUGCGAACCUCGCUGCUAUUGGAAUCUCACCGCAGACCGCCUAUGAGAUGGCCUGUCUAACAAUGCUUCACAGCUCAGUACACAUUGGAAACCUUGGAUACUCGCUCUUUGCAUCUGCCUCAGCGGCAAACUACAAUCCUGCCACCAUCAGCUUUGCAAGGACUUUGUUUCGUUUAGGCUACUGGGGCAGGAUACCGGAAUUCAAGCCUGCCGAGAACCGCUUCAUGAAGCUCGUGUACGAAGGAAAAGACUGCAACGCCCUUACCGUGUAUGGAGAGAAUCUUUUCAUGACUCGCAAGUACGCCGCGGCUGUGCCCAUACUAAACAAAGCCAUCAGCGUUGACGACGGCUUCUUCGAGUUCAAGAAAACGUGUUUGCUGUGUCUUGCAAAGUCGUAUGCACAUCUCGGAAAAACCAAGGAGGCAGAGGAUGUGCUCGAGCAGCUUGGGGAACCAGAUGCUUGGAUUGAGCUUGGUCCCUUGCUUGAUAGAGGAGGGUUCGAUGACAAGCGGCAGUGGCUGUACAGAAAAGGGUGUGAUGGAGAUUUGGAAGCGUUUCGGGAAUUAGCUGAGAUGGAUUUCGCCAAAGCUUCCAAGGAGACGGACAAGGCUUUGAAGCAUGAGUAUAAUCUCUGGGGGAUGGAGUGGUCGAGACUAGCCGAUUCCAGUGCCAGGAACUAG